AUGAGAUUGUUAGAGUUAGUCGUACCUCCAUACAAAGAAGCGUACACAGCCCUGCAAGAAGACGUGUUGAAUCCAUUCUUGAGAAACAUUUCUACAGACAAUGAGGAAACUGUUAGUAAACUUGUCUCAAAUUUAACUUGUGCUGUACAAUUUGUUCGUAAUGCAAUUAAUUCAGCUGUCAAUGGUAGUCAUAUGAUUCGGAUUGAAGUUAAUCGAAAACUUGUCGAUGCUGCUGCUGCUAUCAGUGCCAAAGAAAGGGAAGUAUCAAGAAAAGAAGGUGAAAUUCAGGGAAAGUCCAUCGAAAUCGAUAAUGUUCAACGCCAGGUGGCUACUGCUGAACAAGGUGUGAGAGAUAAAGAGCAAGGGCUGGCUAGUGCAGAGCAUGCUGUUCGUAUUGCACAAGAAAAAGUUAAUAAAGCUCGAAAUUGCUUUGGGAGAAGACGACGACGGAAACGAUUUUUUCGAAGAGCAUGGCGCGGAAUCAAAAGGGCAUUUAAUGCAUUGAUUGUGAGACCAAUUUGCUCUAUCAUAAAUGCUGGUGGUAUUGACAGUGCCAAAGAUGCGCGUAGCAACGCAGAACGACACCUCCGAGAAGCACAGGGACAGCUCAAUCGUGUUCGACUACAACUAUCAUCUUUACAAAGUGGAAAGUCUAAUUCAGAGAAACAUCUACGUGAUUUUCAAGCACAACUGCAAGAAUUACACUUAAACUUGAUUAUUCUUCGAGAAAUGUAUGAUACCUCAGCACAAAUUAAUCAGGACUUGAAAAUGGUUACCAGUCACAUUACAAAAGUCUUGGAUGCCUCGGCGGUUCUCUACACGACAAUAAAUGAUCUGAUUAAUUUUGACUUAUUGAUUGGUCCACUAAAUGAAGUUUACAAGGCAUUGACGCAAGAAGAGAGUCUACUGAAGAAUAUGCCUGUUGCUAUGGUCAGUGAGGAAAAGCUAGCCCUCGUAAAACAAAGUUUGGACAUAACAGCUAAAGUCUUACCCGAGAUGCCAUUGAACACACUCAUGAGUAGUGUAAACUGUACUGCAUAA
Rotaria socialis is the source of this 1041-nucleotide messenger RNA. The record is from the annotation of a GenBank genome assembly. NCBI's taxonomy places the organism in Eukaryota, Metazoa, Rotifera, Eurotatoria, Philodinida, Philodinidae.